AUGCCUUCGUUCCUUAAGGACCACCUGAGUCUCCGUCGCCGAUCAAAGGCUUCUGGAGUAGCGGCAGCUACACCUGAAGCGAGCACCGAAGCGUCCAACUCGUCGGGAAACUCGAGCAACGAUGGCGAUGCGAACGAGCAGCCGGCGAAUAAGUCGACGUCCACCCUGAGCUCGUGGUUCGAUAGAGGCUCGCCGCCGACCACCCUGUCCUCAACCAAAUCCAAAAGCGCUUCGAACCUGGUAGGGUUGAACGGCAAUGGUACAAAGACACCGCCAAGUGUCGCGGGCAGCACACGUACAUCAAGACCGCGAAUGGCGAGCUCGCACAGCAGCCGUUACAGCUUAAUUGGAAUGCCGCAGCAAGAUGGGGAACCAGCACCUCGACAGACACCUGCAACAUCACCCUUCGCACCUCGAGUCCUAUCUGUUUCGGACGGCUCCUGGGUCCACCAAAAGGUCCUACUCAUCUACGGCGAGUGCGCAGAUACGGCGCGACCUCUCGACGGUACAAUAAGCGUCAACCACCACCAGGAUGGCUUCCCACCAACGCAGUGGCCAGUCUCCGACUCCUACUUCAAAGCUCUUGUCCAUCUCCAACCCGGCCCCAACCGAUUACGGCUCGACUUCACAUCGCCCAAGCUUUCCACGCCCAAUGGCCAACUACAAACCCACUCUUCGUGGAUCAGCGUCAACUUUUUACCUCUGAUAUCCUCCCCACCACUCCACCUUUGUAUCUUAGUUGCCAAAGACUCUCCCGAGACAUACGACGCAGUACCGGAAAGAAUAAAGAAGGAGGGCAACAACCUCGCCACCGCUAUAAGAAAGUUUCGAGUGGCGGCGUACUUGUGGCAGGCAUUUACUGCAGAACAGAUGAAUCGCAAUGGGUUUGGAAGGCGCUGUUAUCGAUACGAGGAGGAGUGGCAGCCGGGUUCGUUGUCAUGGCGGGAUAUGGAGAUCGGCACGAUGAGGAACGAGGCAAAGAUACAUGUGAUACGGCUGAAGGAGACGGUGAAGGAGAUACAGGAUCUGGACGUUGCACAGCAGAACAAGGCUGCGACGCACAAGGGCAGGCUGUUCAAGAUUGCCAGUGAGGCGGUGAAGAACUACUUUUCGCCGAGGCCGGGCCAGAAGGAGUAUGUCUCUUGCAUGUUUUUGGAUACACAUUGGGACAAGAGUGCAGGCACAGUAAGAGGACAUGCUGCACUUGGCGGAGGUGACGACAACCUCAAGCUCGCCAUAUUUGGCUCGCACUGCUUGCAAUCUUACCCAGCGCACAUCGAAGAAGUGGUACCCGCCUUUACCGACUGUACGCGAACAGACACGGACCACGUAGCGAACGAUUGCAACGAUGCUGGGAGCAACUGGGAAGCAGCGAACAUCGGCAUCGGAGCACAUCUACACGAGACCGGCCAUCUGCUUGGCUGUCCACACCAGGAGAACGGGAUUAUGUUACGAGGCUAUGUGAAAUUGAACCGGACCUUCACCACUCGCGAGCCUUACUCGACGCGAACGAAGCAGCAGGGUCAGCGAUUAUGCAAGCCCGAUGACGAAACCCACUGGCAUAGACUCGAUGUUCUACGCUUCCGUUUUCACCCAUGCUUCGGACUACCAACAGACGCCGCAAUACACCCUGACCCUAGCAUACAAGUGUGGUCUGUAGACAAUGGCGCAGUGAUGGUGACUGCGGCCACCGGCGUUGCAUGGAUAGAACUGUUUCCUGAAGGCGACGACGUCUGCCAUCACUGGAUCGAAUACCUCGACAAGUCCGGCUCGCCGGCCGGAGCACCGCGACAGAUUUCAGUCACCGAGCAGUCGCUGCGAGACCACCUCCCAGAGAAGAAGCGGAAGAAGAAGUUAAAGCUCAAGGUCUUCUCCUGCGGCGGCUCCGAGCACACAGUGCCCGACUUUUCAGAACUCACCAACAAAGAAGGCAAGGUCAAGCUUCCCGAUGGUCGGCCAGGCUUCAAGAGCUCCAAGCUCGGCUUCUCGCAGAUGAACGGCUCGCAGCCACAAGAGCUGAUGCUCGGUACUUGUGCGAAGCAGCCGAAGUUCCUACGAUCCUUACGCAUAUUCCACGGAAGAGGUAUUGAUGGGAUUGAGUUCUUCUACGAAGAUGGGUUCAGCGAGCUUUUUGGCAAGAGGGGGGGCAAGCCCAGUCUAUUCGAGCUCGACACGAAGAAAGCGGAGACGGUACUGGGCUUCCACCUCCGCGCUGGACAGUGGAUCGAUGGGAUACAGGUAUUGACGAGCACUGGUCGGAGGAGUGAGAUCUUUGGAAAUGCGACGGGCGGGAGCGGACAUACUUUGAUACCCCCACGAGGCUACGGCAUUGCAGGCGUUUACGGCAGCUGUGGGGCUUGGAUCGAUGGGUUCGGGCUUAUCAUUGCGCGAUGA
Molecule: messenger RNA, 2394 nt
Organism: Saxophila tyrrhenica
Lineage: Eukaryota; Fungi; Ascomycota; Dothideomycetes; Mycosphaerellales; Extremaceae
Exons: 3
Coding region: 1-2394 (797 amino acids)
Cellular component (GO): cytoplasm
Source: RefSeq, a predicted model, not a curated record